AAGAGGGCGGGAGGAUUCAGAUCUCUGGCUUCUGAUUGGUCGGCUCCGUGUGUCCAGCUUGCUCUCGUCAGAACGGAUCGUGUUGAUUUCAGAAGUCAUCAUGGCGCACUCGUCCCCUGGCAAAGAGCACACUUAUUGUCAUCUGAUUGACACCAUAAAAGAUGGCACCAUCAAAUUCUUCAACCCAGAGAAAUUAAACGAUCCAAGAUAUGACAAGCUGCCUCUCUCCAUCCGUGUUUUAUUGGAGUCUGCCAUUCGAAACUGUGAUGGAUUCUACACAAAAGAGGAAGACGUGCAGAACAUUUUGGACUGGCAGCAGCAGCAGAGCAAAGCCGAGGUGCCCUUCUCCCCAGCAAGAGUCCUCCUCCAGGACUUCACUGGUAUUCCUGCCAUGGUGGACUUGGCUGCUAUGAGAGACGCUGUGGCCAAACAUGGAGUGGACCCCGGCCUCAUCAACCCUAAAUGUCCAACAGACCUCAUAGUAGAUCACUCGCUACAGAUAGACUUUAGCAAAUGCGCAAUACAGAAUGCUCCAAACCCAGGUGGAGGGGAAGGAUCUCGGCCGUCCAGACCCCCUCCACGCUCUGGGUCUCAGUGUGGGGGACAGAAAGGCUCCUGUGGGAAGGCCUCGUGCAGUGAGCCCCCCUCCUCUCCAGGACGCCCUCCGACCUCCGUCCAACAGAUCGAAAACACGCCGCUCCUCUGUCCCUUCCACCUCAAGCCUGUCUCUGAGCCUGAAACCGCUUUGAAAAAUCAGGAAAUGGAGCUGAUCAGAAACAAAGAGAGACUUCAGUUUUUUAAGUGGUGUUCGAAGGCCUUUAAGAACGUGAACGUGGUUCCUCCAGAUGUGGGAGCUGUACACCAGGUGAAUCUGGAGUAUCUGUCCCAGGUGGUGCAGCUCGAGGGGGGCGUCCUUUACCCUGACAGUGUGGUGGGCACAGACUCUCACACCACCAUGAUCAACGGCCUGGGCAUCCUAGGCUGGGGAGUUGGUGGUAUAGAGUCUGAGGCUGUGAUGUUGGGACAGCCCGUGUCCUUAACCCUCCCUCGGGUGGUGGGCUGUAAACUGCUGGGCUCCAUCCACCCCCUCGCCACCUCCAUAGACAUCGUCCUUGGCAUCACAAAGCACUUGCGACAGGCUGGAAUUGACGGGAGGUUUGUUGAGUUUUUUGGACCUGGAGUUUGUCAGCUCUCUGUUCCCGAUCGGACAACCAUUGCCAACAUGUGCCCAGAAUACAGCGCUACAGUUAGCUACUUCCCCGUCGACCAAGUCACCAUCAAGCACUUUACAAAGACAAAUUUUAGCCCAGAAAAACUUGAAUUGUUUGAGUCUUACUUGAAGGCAGUGAAACUUUACAGAAGUUAUGAAGACUCGUCACAAGACCCUGAAUAUUCAGAGGUGAUAGAGAUUAACCUGAGCUCCAUGGUUCCUUAUGUGAGUGGACCCAAGCGACCUCAGGACCGCGUUGCCAUUAGCAACAUGAAGGAGGACUUCCAGAGCUGCCUUGAUGAAAAGGUUGGUUUUAAGGGUUUUCACGUGUCAAAGGAGAAGCAGCAGAGGACAGUCCCCUUCACUCACUGUGGGCAGGAAUACAGUCUGUGCCACGGCUCUGUGGUCAUCGCCGCCGUCAUCAGCUGCACCAACAACUGCAACCCCUCCGUCAUGCUCACGGCCGGUUUACUGGCCAAAAAGGCGGUGGAGGCGGGGCUUGUGGUUAAGUCUUAUAUUCGGACCAGUCUGGCUCCUGGCAGUGGGAUGGUCACUCAUUACCUCAGCACCAGCGGAGUCCUUCCUUACUUCAAACAGCUCGGAUUCGAGGUCAUAGGUUACGGCUGUGCCACGUGUGUUGGAAACACGGCUCCUUUACCUGAACCUGUAGUGGACGCCAUUAAACAGGGUGAGCUGGUGGCGUGUGGGGUGUUGUCAGGAAACAGGCAUUUUGAGGGACGCCUCUGUGACUGUGUGAGGGCGAACUACCUGGCCUCGCCUCCUCUAGUGGUGGCCUACGCUAUCGCAGGGAUGGUGGGAAUCGACUUCGAAAAGGAGCCUCUAGGUGUUACAUCUGAAGGGAGGGAGGUUUUUCUUCAGGACAUUUGGCCGUCCAGAGAAGAGGUCCAGCAGAUAGAGGAGGCCACAGUCAUCUCCUCCAUCUUUAAAGAGCUCAGAGGAAGAAUGCAGAAAGGGAACGCAUUUUGGAACCAGAUUGAAUGCUCCGAUUCAGUGCUCUUCCCCUGGGAUCACAAGUCCACAUACAUCCGGCCGCCAUCUUUCUUUAGUAAAUUGACCAAGGAGGUGUCACGGCCUCCCUCCAUAGAAAACGCUCAUGUUUUACUGUUCCUCGGAGACAAUGUAACGACAGACCACAUCUCUCCAGCAGGAAGCAUCUCCAGGACCAGCCCAGCCGCCAAAUAUCUGCAGAGCAAACGACUGACGCCUCGUGACUUUAACUCGUACGGCGCUCGCAGAGGAAAUGACGCUGUGAUGACAAGAGGAACCUUCGCCAGUGUAAAACUCCACAAUCGUCUGAUUGGGAAAACUGGCCCCAAGACUCUGCACAUUCCCUCAGGACAAACCAUGGAUGUAUUUGAGGCGGCGGAGCGCUAUCAGAGAGAUGGAGUCCCUCUCGUCAUUUUAGCUGGAAAACACUACGGCUCUGGGAACUCCAGGGACUGGGUUGCCAAAGGACCUUAUCUCAUGGGCGUCCGGGCCGUGAUUGCUGAGAGCUUUGAGAAGUUGCACCGCAGACAGCUGCUGGGGGCGGGUAUCGCUCCUCUGCAGUUUGAGUCUGGAGAAAACGCAGAUGUCCUGGAGCUCAGCGGAAAAGAGACAUUCAACAUCGAGCUCCCAGAAAAUCUGAGCCCCAACCAACAGCUCACUGUCAAGACCAGCGAAGGGAAGAGUUUUCACGUCACAGCACUCUUCGACGACCACACGGACAUAACCUGCUUCAAACACGGAGGCCUCCUCAGAUUUGUGGCUCGGACGUUUCUCUAAAAAAAUACUCAAAAACUCAAUGUCUCUGGAUCAUCACCAACCGUUAUUUACCAUAAAGUCUGAGGGUCCGUCCACACAAGAAAACUGCAUGACUAUUUAUGUGGAGAAGAAAACAUCUGCUGACAUGUUUCCACAACUGCUUAAAAAACAACUUGGGUUGCUCUCACACUAGGCCUUUUGAACCGUGUCGAGGUCAAGCACAUCGAGCCACGACCCGGUGUCGUCAUCAUACAGCACUGUUUGUUUACAUGUCGCACAGCAGUGCUACUGCUUUAGUAGAGAAGAAAAAAGGGGCAUGAAAUAUCUAUUAAGCCCUGUGUACACUGACUGCAAGUGCGCUACAGCUUAGAACUCACGCAGGUCCCCCAAGACUUAAAAAGUCAUUAAAAUCAUUGUGCCCGGCUACACUGACCAACGUGAAACUUCAUUGUUUUAGGUAAAUACACACCGCAGUUGUCAUAGUUAGUGUAACAGGCAAUCUGCAAGUAACACGGUCAAGUACGUACUGGACCCGACCUGCAGUCAGUAUAAAUCUGUCGUUAAACGGUGAGGUGGAUAUGAGUCCGACUGUGCUAUGGUCCUCUGUGAGUUUAUGGAUUAAACAACAGUGUGGAGCAGCGAGGGCAACAGGGGGCGAGUCUUCAGAACUUAUGUCUGUCAAGUCCUGACUGAAUGUGAGCGCAGACUCGCUGUGAGUUUUGGAGCAGAGUUCGUCCACUUAUCCUCUAUUCUUUCCACAUACAUGUGUGUACAUGUGUGUGUGCAUGAGCAACUGUGCUUUGGCCCACCUCUUCCAAAUAUGCCAAGCUGGGGCACGGUUCAUUUGCACUCAAACUGGACAAAUGUACCGCGCUCUAGGGGCUAUAGGUGCAGUUCGAUUGGGCUAGUGUGAGCGCACCCUUAGAUUAACGUAAAGAACACAUAUUAUGCAUUCUUGUGGUUUUAAUUUAAAUUUAAACAUGCUUUUGGUCACCUUGGAUUAAUGUCUACAUUUGGAAAACAGACUUUACAAAAUACACCUCCAUUCCCAAUGAGAUAUUUAAAGAGGGGGGAUUAUGCAAAAUCAACUUUUUGGAGCUUUGUUACAACAUUGUUCCUUCAUCAAAAACAUAUCUGAAGUGUUUUUAUACGUUAUCCGUACGUGUCAUCCUAUCCAGUGCUCCACCCACAAGCCUACAUCAUCAAUUCUCCCGCACGGCAAUUUUUCAUACAUCUACAAAAGCAUGAUACAAACAAUACACUACAACUUCACAAACCUGAUGCGAUGUGUAGUGGUUUCUUUAGUGGGAUGCACGCUGAUUGUGUUGGGAUAGCGCUCUGAAGGGGGACUGACUUUGCCUGGACUCAGCAUCAAAAACAAAACUGAAACUUGCUAAAUAUUUUAAUGUGUGAAUAUAGCUACCCAAACAAUAAAAAGUAACAUGGUGAUCUCAAUAUGUUAUGUGUUAGCAAUUAAUACCUCGUAGAAGUUUAAAAAAAAUUAUAUCUGCAUUUGGAAAACAUCCAAACAAAUAUAAACAAAUUAAGUCCUUAUCACCUGUAAAUGCUAUGCUAAUGGGGCUAUACCUUUGUUGUGAAAACAAUUUGAAUGCAAAAUGAGUCCAGUUUUGUCUAUGACGUAACAAAACGAGCAAAAUGUGACCAGAGCAUUUUUGAGUGCUCAGAGAAGAAGACUGAAAUAAUGAAUAAAUGAAACAAGCGUGUAUAAACUCCAGGUAUGUUUUUGAUAAGCGGACAGCAGUAUAACAUGGCCAAUUUUGCAUAAUAUGUGUUCUUAAAAAAUUUUGGGCAAGAUUGUCCAUUUGUUUUGCUUAUAUGAGUGAAGAUGAGGACCUUUCAAGAAUUACAAUCCUGCCUCAAAAUGCGACAUUGGUGCUCUAUACAACACAUAGCUAACCAGUCAAUGCACACAUAAUUUGCGUUUUGAAUAAUUAAUUUUGAUGUAAAAAGAGAAAAUAUUAUAAUUGGUGGCCUUACUGUAAUAAAUCAAGUAUGUCCCAGUAAUCACCAAAAUGAACAUCUUAUUUUCCACGCAUUUAUUUAUUAGAGCUUACUGUUAAUGAAACCAAUUCCCUUCAGUAUAAUUUCAGUCAAACCAAUUAUUAAAUCAGUUCAUCUUUAAAGCUACCAUCUGUAAUUAGUUUGGCCGACCCGCCCCUGUUGUAUUCUCCCGUAACACCACUAGAUGCCGUCUAUGUUACUGCUGUCUGUGGUGUGCCCACUUUGACCUGACAGAUGAAGACCAGAGAGCUCAGGUGAGACUGAACAAAGGACAGGGGAGGGGGACAGGUUUCACAUCUGCCAUCUACUGGUGCUAAAGUCAAAUGGCAGAUUGUAGCUUUAAUAGUGCACUGAGGACAUUUUCUGGUGGAAGCUUGUCUCCAUGGAUAUGUUAUUAUGCUUUGUCUAGAACAGUGU
Molecule: messenger RNA, 5413 nt
Organism: Periophthalmus magnuspinnatus
Lineage: Eukaryota; Metazoa; Chordata; Actinopteri; Gobiiformes; Gobiidae
Gene: ireb2
Product: iron-responsive element binding protein 2
Exons: 22
Coding region: 101-2995 (964 amino acids)
Biological process (GO): citrate metabolic process; tricarboxylic acid cycle
Cellular component (GO): cytosol; mitochondrion
Molecular function (GO): aconitate hydratase activity; 4 iron, 4 sulfur cluster binding; iron-responsive element binding
Source: RefSeq, a predicted model, not a curated record